Myxocyprinus asiaticus (Chinese sucker) is the source of this 2509-nucleotide messenger RNA. Its product is annotated as beta-1,4 N-acetylgalactosaminyltransferase 1-like. The transcript is spliced from 12 exons. The record is from RefSeq and is a predicted model, not a curated record. Gene Ontology annotation, cellular component: Golgi membrane. Bases 251 to 1846 code for a protein of 531 amino acids. Gene Ontology annotation, biological process: ganglioside biosynthetic process. NCBI's taxonomy places the organism in Eukaryota, Metazoa, Chordata, Actinopteri, Cypriniformes, Catostomidae. Gene Ontology annotation, molecular function: hexosyltransferase activity.
CUAUGGUCUGAUAAAGCCAGCUGACAAGCAGUUCCCUAUUCGUUCUCUACUAGCCUACGUCUUUUCACUUAAUCUAUAUGAACUGGAAUUUGGACUUUCGCAACUUUUUAGGUGGGUGUCUGUCAGUGCACUAGACCAGGCACGGAGUGCACGAAGUGAAUUAGUGAAUUCCGACGCUGAGGUUUACACGAAGUGAGAGUGAGAGAGCGCUGGAGAUGACAAAGAAAAAUCUUAGUCACAUACACUAAUUAUGCGUGUUAUACAAAAGAAAACACUGGGAAUUUUUCUGGUGGUCUUACCACUCAUGGUUAUACUCAAGUUCCACUGGACCUCAUCGACCAUCGCAACAACUGAUGUGCUACAACGACAAGAUUCUUUAAAAGAGCUACUAGAGAUAAGGAUACAACAAAUGGAACAUGGAAAUGACAACAUUCCUUACCACAUCAAAGACAGCGUCUCAAGGAGCCUUGCCAUUAACGGAUGUGUUUGUGAAGGUGAUAAACUAGGCAUACAUUUCCCAUUUGCUCAUUUACUGUUCCCUCAAGUAUCGGCUACCCAGCUACGCAGUACCGUUCAAGACUCAGACCUGGAAAGGGCACAGAAAUAUAAUAAAAAAGAGUACCACAGCUUCCGUAAGAGGACUUAUACAGCUGCAGACUUACUUAUCCUAGCAGAGGCCAACAGCCCUCUUCAGUACCCUACCCAGGGUGUGGAGGUCAGACCAAAAAGGACAAUUCUAAUCCCUGGUUUGAGUCUGAAGGACAAUUCCAAGAAGAGCUCUUAUUUGGUAAAUCUUAAUGCUACAAUGGGAACAUUCGAUACAGCUGCAUUGGUGGAUGGAGUGCAAAUAAAAGGGGACGGAGAGAUGCAAAUUAGUUUUGUGAGCAGAUCACUGGCCGCACUGAACAGACAGCUACAGUUUGUUACCUACACAAACACACAGUUCCACCCCAACACAGCAGAUGUAGUACAACUGAAUACUGUCGGAUUUCAGGCAUCCUUCACCAUUAGAAUCAGACAUCCACCAAUGCCUAAGUUCUAUAAUCCUGGACCCCAAAAGGAAUACAAUGUAAACACUCUGGUCACCAUAGCCACAAAGACAUUUUUACGCUAUGAUAAAGUUCAAGAUUUAAUCAACAGCAUUCGACAGUUCUACCCAACUAUAACUAUAGUGAUAGCAGAUGACACCAAAGACCCUAAACCUGUGACCGGACCCUACAUCGAACAUUAUAUCAUGCCCUUUGGCAAGGGCUGGUUUGCUGGCCGCAACCUGGCAGUCUCUCAGGUGACAACCAAAUAUGUGCUUUGGGUGGACGAUGACUUCAUUUUUACCUCAAACACAAAGCUGGAAAAAAUGGUGGAUAUUUUGGAGAGAACUACUUUGGACCUGGUGGGAGGUGCAGUCAGGGAAGUGACAGGAUACUCUGCCACCUAUCGACAUACCAUCUCCACGGACGCAGGUGACGAGGAGGGAGAUUGCUUACACAUAAGGACGGGAUACCACCAUGUUAUCGAGGGAUUUCCCAAUUGUGUGGUUGCAGAUGGUGUCAUUAAUUUCUUUAUGGCUCGCACAGAGAAGAUAAGACAAGUUGGCUUCGACCCACGUCUGGCUCGGGUUGGCCAUUUAGCAUUUUUCAUAGAUGGGCUUGACUCUCUGUAUGUGGGCUCCUGUGAUGAUGUUAUUAUUGAUCAUGCAUCGAAGAUCAAAGCCAUGUUGCCAUGGGGACAGUCUGAGAUUGACAAAGCCUAUUCCAAGUUCCGUUAUCCCUCCACACAAGAGACUAUUGUGAAUGAAUAUGAUCUUUUCUAUCGCAAGAACCAUUUUAAAUGUGUCACUAGCGACUAAAUGUGGAAUGUCACAACCUCUGUAAAGCACAUUUCUUCUGUGCUUUACAGAGGUUGUGCUUCUCAAUUUUUUUUUAUUUAUUCAUUUUUUUUUUUUUUGGUCAUGGCCCAGGUGUGCCAGGCAAACAUACAAUCAAAGCUUAAGGAGAAAAAGAGGUGGAAAGGAAAAGUGUGUGUGUGUGUGUUCUUAUAACUAAGAAAGAACACACAAAAAGCAAUACACAAUGUCAUUUUUAUGAGACACAAAGGGGUGAUAUUUGAUGCAAAAUGUUUAUUUGCCACAAUAUUAACAGCUAUUAACAUGAAUGUUGUCACUACAUUGUCAAGGUAACACUCUCAUUCAAAAUAAGCUGGCAGUGAUGUACCUAUGUCUUUGUAGGAAUGCCCUGCACCCUUCAGAGGUCUUACUUGUUCUGCCCUCCAGAGAUAUUAGGGCAUGCCAACUUUCAAAUGCAAUUUCAAUUUUGUUUAGUAAUUUUAUUAUUUUAAUCUUUUAAAUAAUAGCUCCCUAGUUACACAUUUGUGUCACUAACCAAAUAUAUUCACUCAUAUGGAAGCCCCUUGUAAAUGAAUUAAAUUUAGUAAAAAAUAAAUAAAUAAAAUUAAUAAUAAUAAUAAUAAUUAUAUAUAUAUAUAUAUAUAUAUAUAUAUAUAUAUAUAUAUA